Molecule: messenger RNA, 3632 nt
Organism: Ictalurus punctatus (channel catfish)
Lineage: Eukaryota; Metazoa; Chordata; Actinopteri; Siluriformes; Ictaluridae
Gene: qsox1
Product: quiescin Q6 sulfhydryl oxidase 1
Exons: 12
Coding region: 56-2266 (736 amino acids)
Biological process (GO): protein folding
Cellular component (GO): Golgi membrane
Molecular function (GO): protein disulfide isomerase activity; flavin-dependent sulfhydryl oxidase activity
Source: RefSeq, a predicted model, not a curated record
AGAUAGAGAGAGAGUGUGUGAGAGAGAGAGAGAGAGAGAGAGAGAGAGAGCAGAAAUGGCGGCGCGCGCUUCCCCCGCCACGUCUCUCUCUCGGCGGAGAAUGUGCGGGAUCCCGGCGGUGCGCGUGCGGCUCCUGCGUGCGGUGCUGUGCGUGAUGUGCGUGCUGUGCGGCGGGGUUCGGGCCGGUCUGUACACGGACUCGGAUCAGGUCGCCAUCUUGACUCCCGAUAAUGUGGAUGCGGUUCUGUUCCAGUCCCCUUCCGCUGCGCUGCUCGAGUUUUACGCCUCCUGGUGCGGCCACUGCAUCGCCUUCUCACCCGCGUGGAAACAGCUGGCGCUGGACAUCAAAGAGUGGAAGUUGGCGGUGAAGUUGGCGGCGAUUGAUUGUGCUGACGAGUUGAACAGAGGCGUGUGUGUGAGAUUCGGCAUCAAGGGAUAUCCGUCUCUGAGGUUUUUCCCAGCAUUCUCCAGUAACGACUCUACAGGUGAAGAUAUCAGCGGCUUCUCCCGUGAUGUCCCAAGUCUCCGUCAUCUCAUUAUUGAUAAACUGGAGUCUCAUAAAACCCCCACACCGCCGGCAUGUCCUCCACUGGAGCAAACCAGUGCUCGAGAGAUUGACAGUUAUGUGGAGAACAGCGGAGGGCAGAACCUGGCGCUGGUGUUCGAGGGGAACGACUCCUAUGUGGGCAGAGAGGUGAUCCUGGACCUGCUGCAGUAUGAGAACAUCAUGGUGCGGCGUGUGUUACGCUCGGAGGAGGAGCUCGUGUCUCGACUCGGUGUGACGGAUUUCCCUUCUGUUUACCUCUAUAACACACACACCAACUUUACCAGACUGCCAGUGCUGAGAGAAGCGCGUGCGUUUUACUCGUACGCCCUCCAGAGGUUACCCGGUGUGGUGCGAGAGGGAAAACCUCGCCCUGAAGAGAGCGACUUCAUCAGGAAUCACACAGAGGAGCAGUGGAGACCGUUCAACAAGACGCGUGUGUACAUGUCUGAUCUGGAAUCUGCUCUGCAUUACUCUCUGCGAGUGGAAUUAGCGUCUCAUUCCAUCAUUAGCGGAGAAGAUCUCACCGCUCUCAGACGCUACAUCUCUGUACUGGACAAGUAUUUCCCAGGCAGGCCUCCAGUGAAAAAUGCUUUAAAAGCGGUGAAUGAUUGGCUGCAGAAGCAGGAGGGAACGUCCAUCAACUACAGCGACUUCAGAGCGGCUCUGAACACCAGGAGCACUGACUCAUACCUUCCUAAAGUUGAGAGGUGGGUGGGGUGUCAGGGUUCGAAGCAGCACUUUCGAGGUUAUCCCUGCGCAAUGUGGACACUCUUCCACACACUGACGGUCCAGGCCCUAGAGACAAAAAGCAGAGACCCUCAGGAGGUGUUACAGGCCAUGAGGCGGUAUGUCAGUAGUUUUUUCGGCUGCCGUCCGUGUGCAGUUCACUUUGAGGACAUGGCUCUGGAGAGUAUGAAUCGGGUGAUCUCGCUGAGGUUCGCAGUCCUCUGGCUCUGGUCUCACCACAACCAAGUCAACGCCCGCCUUGCAGGUGAACUGAGCGAGGAUCCUCACUUCCCCAAAGUCCAGUGGCCUCCUCCGGACCUCUGCCCGGCCUGUCACAGCCUGAAGCCCAGCGGAGAGCACACCUGGGUCCAGGAAGAGGUGUUAUCCUUCCUCAAAAAUUAUUAUUCCGCCCAGCACCUCUUACACGACUUCCUGUCUGACGACAUCACACCGCCACUGACGGAGAGACACAAAGCCAGAGAGGCGGCGCCCCAGGAGGACCAGGAAGCAGGAGAGGAAGUGGAGGAAGACGAGGCGGUUGAGGAAGUAGACGGAGCUCCUCAGGAUGAAAAAUCGGCAUCGGAGGCGCUGCCGCGUAAACCGAGCAUCGUCGGACUUAGGCUCCGUCAGUUCAGAGAGGACAUCGUGGACCUUGACUCCUUCAUCGUCCAGCACUACAAAGCUAAAACACCGACGAAGAGGCAAGACACGGAGGAUGAAGUCGAGCCACGUUCGUGGAACGUGAGGAGGACCAAGCGUGAUCUUGCUGCACAGGAGGCAGAAGGGUUAGCGCUGGAGAUGGAGGCGGGGCCUGAGCCGUACGGUCAGUCUCGGAGUACGCGCUGGAUGUCCGUGCUCAGUGUCGGGUUCUCGCGGCUGGACGUGAGUCUGUGUGUGAUGCUCUACCUGCUCUCCACGCUCUGCAUCGUCGCCAUGUGCCUGUACUUCAGAGUGAAACGGCGCCAACGCAGGACAAAAGUGGCACUGCCGUAACCGAUACGAACCAAAGAAAGGACCAAUGACACGCUCGGAUGAAAUAAAUCACAGAAAAACAGAUCACUUUUACUGACUGGAACAAAAUCAUAAUCUUCACGCAUGUUGUAAUUUCGCCUCCGUGUUGAUUCGUGAAUUAAGCCUUUAGCUAGGGGGCGGGGUUUCCUAGCAUCGCAUAACUGAGCCAACACCUACUGCUAGUUAGCUCGCUAGCACAGAACGCCAUAAAGCCAGCCACUGAGGCGCUCGACAGCGUUGCCUCUUUUUGUCUCCAUAAAUCAAGGAAAUCUCUGGAAGUAAUUAUAAAAAUUACAGUUACGAUGUAGUCUCAUGCGAUAUAUUUUUUUUUCCUGCGCGUGAUUAAAAAAACUUUUUUAAACCAUCCCGCGGUCACAUGUAUGUCGACUGGUCACUAACUCUUUUAUUGGGACUGCUCUGUUGGUGUAUUGUCUGUCUGAGCGAAAACUCGUCCGAGUGAUAAAAUGUGGCGCUUCUACGCAGGUACAAAUACGUAAACAUCGGUGCGGUGAUAAAAUAUCAUUGGAGUAAACAUCACUAGAUAUCGUGGCAGCGUAAUCUCGUGUAGGGACGAUAAUAUCGUAUCGCACAAGCUUGUGAUGUGAUUGAACAGUCGUUUUAUUUUGACAUGCAGUACAAACAACGUAAAACAUUUUUACAGUGUGGCGCAGUACGGUACAUCUGACGUACGCUGUGAGCGGUGCUAAUGUAAUAAUGUUAUAUAGUAGCCUUACAGACGCUCGGGUUUAUCGUGACUGGCUUCCGAAGUAUAUGUGAUGUAAGAAAAACAACAACAACAAAGGACAUUAGCAGAUAAAUUCGAAUGAAAAACAUGAAUCGGAGAUGUUCGGCUUUUCAGCGUCCUGUGCUCGCUGAUGUUCAUGUAAACGAUAGAAGGAUGUAAAUUGAAGAAUAUCAGUAUCGACUCGGACAGAUUUCCGAGUCCUUACUUGUGUCGGAUCAUCGUUUCUGUCGGAGUUACUCCCGCCUGCUCGGGUGUGAUUUAUCCAAUCAAAAGCACUGACGCUUCUAAUCAUUCAGCUGUUUGAUUUCUCGCCUCGGCCCAAGCGGCGGCGGCGUCGCUUUUAAACAGUGUCUCAGCAGGAUUUCACAGAAUCGUACAAUAAAUAAUGAACACUUGGAACAUUGUGGGUGCGUGGUGUGAGGGGCGGAGUUAGCGCUUGUAGCUUAAAAUUCAACAUUCGCACCAAAGUCCAGUGAAAAUACUGUAGCAUUCCAGCUUUGACGACAUUUCAGUGUAUAUCACAUUACAUCAUCUCAAAUGAAAUCGAUUUAAAUGAUCUAUCUGAAUGAAUCUGUAACAAAUAAACCACGACUAAAACAUUCA